UACCCGUUACUGAAAAAAGUAACAGCGUUACUGAUGGCAACUAACACCGUUAUUCCCAUCACUGCUUAUAAUGUGUGAUAUAUUUUAAAUUCUUUCAAGUGGAAAAAGUGCUGCAGCUAGUACUAAGUGCAUAUUCAAAUACAAAGACAAAUGCAGUCAAAACCUCUAACACAGUCCUGAGGAGUGCCAUCAGAUCUCAGUUCCCUGUUAAAAAGAGAACUGCUUGUGUCAAUAUAUUUUCACACAGUUCAGAGCUACUACACACAACUACAGAGACUCUCGCAAAGCACUGAUCACCUCAGAGACUUAAAGACCCAAAUAAACCUCCAAUACAGAUAAAAAUCAUGGAUGCAGUCUAUGCGAGUACGGAUGAAGUAUUAGCUUGUCGCAGAAAGUCUAAAAGGGAGCAUCAAACUGUGGAAGACAUUUAUGUGAAUCAUGAAGUGAUCCAAACCGUACAACGUAAAACAACUGGACCUUCACCCCCAGGUUCUGAAGAUGUAAAGAAGAGUUACUGGAGAGCUGCUGUGAUUCUUCUGGGUCUGCUGUGUCUUUUCCUCCUGACUGGACUCAUAGCUGUGGUUUUUCUAUUCACCCAAGGCAAAUCUCAGUGGAAAAUGGAGACAGUGAUACUACACAAGCUUGCUGACAACGUGACCAGCGAGAGAAACCAGUUACAGACCAGUUUCAACAAUCUGGUUAAAGAGAGAGACCAGCUCCAGAAAAGAUUGGAAGACAUGACCACAAGCAGAGACAAUCUUCAGAGAAAGCUUCAAUAUUGCCAAGAAACAUGGGUGGCCUUCAGUGAUAGUUUGUACCAAAUUUCUUCAGAGCAGAAAUCCUGGGAAGAAAGUAGACGAGACUGCCUUAAAAAAGGUUCAGACCUGAUGAUCAUCAACAGCCGAGAAGAACAGAACUUUGUGAACAAGUUUAAGAAGCAUUUGUGGAUUGGACUGACUGACUCAGAGACAGAGGGGACAUGGAGAUGGGUGGAUGGGACUCAAAUGUCUUCAACAAGCUACUGGAAUAGUGGGGAACCAAAUGGUGGCAGAAAUGAAAACUGUGGAGAGAUAAAAACUUACAACUCAGAAAACAGCUGGAACGAUGAAUCAUGUUCCAAUGCAAAAUUCUGGAUAUGUGAGAAGAGAGUUUCUCCAUAAUUUAACAUCCACGCCCAACAAAUACUGCAGAACACAGAGCCAUGAGAUCAACUUCUGAAAUGAAGCUGAACAGAAAGCAGUGGACACUUACAGCGAGUAAAAUAAGUCACCAAUUUUCUGAGUAAAUAUAUUUCUAAAGGUAUAAUUAACAUAAAAUUCUUGCCAUGUCAGUAACAAUCCAUCCAGUCCAUACAAGUCAUUAUUACAAGCAUGUAUAAUAAUGAAAAAUGACACGGAAAAAGUAUUGAACACAUGAAAAAGGUGCAAAAAGGCAUGGAGAGCUGUGACACCAGCUGAACUGUAUUAGUAAUAAGAAAGCAAUUCUGUCACUUAGGCAAAUUACUAUCAGCUGGUUCAGUCUCAACUGAUGGGCUAUAAAAAGCUGUGUCAUUACUGAGGUUUUGCUUAACAAACAUCUCAGGAUGGUUAUUGUAUUGUAUUGUAUCUUUAUUUGUUUCAGACAUAUAAAACAAAAAACAAUAUAUACACACUACAUAUAUUUUCAUUUACAGAUACGAAUAUAUAUGUAGAUAUACACACACACACGUAUGUGUUCAGAUAAACAAAAAAUAUAUAAUGAAAUAAAACAAAAUCGUCUGACAUAAUGUAACAAUGUUUGGUCUGAAAAGGAGUAGGAAGAAGUAUGAACAUACUUAUUAAUUCCUACCCCUGCUCAACAUCUUAUUGAUCCCACAUAAUUCACCUAAUUCCCAUCAUCACAUACUCCACACGAUACACGAGGAGAACCUAUAUAAACUUGGCUACCGUGAUUGAUAUAAUUUGGAUAUAAUUUGAUAUUUUUAUACAUACAAUGGGUGAUCAUCUUUAUCGGUAUCAUAUUCUUCCAAAAUCAGUUUUCGAAGUAUUUUCAUGAACUUACUAAUUCCUGAGCAUUGCUGUAGAUCUAUAGUAAAACUAUUCCACAGUUUUACCCCAUAAAUAGUGACACAAAAGGUUUUAACCUUUGACCGUGCUUUAAGAAUCCUUAGAUUCAAUUUCCCCCUCAAUUCAUAGUCUCCUUCUCUGUCAUAGAACAUCCUCUGUAUAUUUCCUGGUAACAUAUUGUAUCUGGCCUUGUACAUAAUUUUUGCAGUUUUAUAUUUUAUAAGAUCCAUAAACUUCAGUAUUUUUAAUUUCAAAAACAUGAUGUUAGUAUGGUCUCUAAAUCCUGCUUUAUUAAUCAUCCUGAUUGCUUUUUUUUUAAUUUUACAUAUUGGUUGAAGUGCAGUUUUAUAUGUGUUUCCCCAAAUUUCCACACAGUAUUCCAAAUAUGGCAAUAUAAGUGAACAAUAAAGUACCCGGAGUGAUUUGGAAGGCAAAAAAUAUUUAACUUUACUCAGUACGGAGAUGCUUCUUGACAGUUUGGCUUGUAUAUGCUUUAUGUGAGGUUUCCAAUGUGGUCUCUUGAGACUGUUGCAACACAUAUUGAUAACAGAAGAAUUUCUAAACUACUGAAGGUUCCAGUGAGCACUGUUGGGGUAAAAAAAGAAGUUGAAAGAACAUCAUUAUACCAUAAAUCGAUCAAGACCUGACGAUCCCAAAAAGAUUUUAGAAAGAGAAGUGAAAACGAUUAUUAAAAGAGAUGUUCAAGGCCAAGGACCCCUUGCAGAAAGCUACAGAAAUUAGCUGAUACAUUCAUUUCAAAGGAAAUAAGUAAAGCACACAACUGUCAUGGCCUGUGUAAACGUUCAAUGUGGAAUACUCCAUUGGUGAAGAAAUAGCAUAUUAAAGCGCAUUCAGAGUUUGCUGAACCACACUUUGACAACCCUGUGAAAUACUGUUAGAAUAUAGUCUGGCCAGAUGAGACUAAUACAUAGCAUGUUUGAAGGUCAAAAGUCAUAUCACCCAAUAAACACCACACAAAUAAUGAAGUUUGGAGGUGGGUUCAUCAUAAUGUUGGGUUAUUUUAUUUUUCAACAUUCAGCACUGGCAUCUUUCAUAUAAUUGAAAGGAGGAUGAAUGUAAAAAUGUACUGUCGCGAAAUCGAUCAAUGUAGAGCAGUGUCACAACCCACGGAGG
This is a messenger RNA of Haplochromis burtoni (Burton's mouthbrooder), 3179 nucleotides long. Its product is annotated as CD209 antigen-like protein C. The transcript has 6 exons. Bases 345 to 1160 code for a protein of 271 amino acids. Lineage: Eukaryota; Metazoa; Chordata; Actinopteri; Cichliformes; Cichlidae. The record is from RefSeq and is a predicted model, not a curated record.